Fusarium coffeatum is the source of this 798-nucleotide messenger RNA. RefSeq lists its product as uncharacterized. The transcript is spliced from 2 exons. The coding region runs from base 1 to 798 and encodes 265 amino acids. Gene Ontology annotation, cellular component: nucleus. Gene Ontology annotation, biological process: error-free translesion synthesis; error-prone translesion synthesis. NCBI's taxonomy places the organism in Eukaryota, Fungi, Ascomycota, Sordariomycetes, Hypocreales, Nectriaceae. Gene Ontology annotation, molecular function: deoxycytidyl transferase activity; DNA-directed DNA polymerase activity. The record is from RefSeq and is a predicted model, not a curated record.
AUGACUUCACCUAUUAAAAAGGCCGCUGACCCCCAAUACGGUGCAUCUUUUGACCCGUGGAACUCAUCAUCAACCGGUCAUCAACGGGCCGAGUCACGCCCUGGAACUGGCUGGCGUGAGUCCCGCAACCGCAAGCUCAACAGCCAAUUCCGCAGCGGCUCAUCAGGCGGCGAACGUUUAAGCGACACAUUUGGCGCUGGAUCAGAGGACUACAAUGAGAAACACAAGAUGCUCAUACCCAAAGCGGUCAAAGAAAGAGCACAGCGGAGUGUGAGAGACAUGCUUGUCCAACCGGGCAAAAUGCGGGAGAGUUUGGGACUCAAAGAUGAGGGGAAAGGGGAAAAAGCACUCAUGCAAUCAAGACGACAGGAAGACGAAGCACGGGAGGCGGAGCUCUCCAAGAGAGGUAUCUUUGACGGAGUGGUUAUUUACGUCAACGGGUCUACAUUUCCUCUCAUAUCCGAUCUCAAGCUAAAGCAGGCUGUUACUGAGCACGGUGGUCAAAUGUCGCUGCAUCUUGGACGUCGAAGAGUAACACAUGUUGUUCUCGGGAGACCUUCCGGAGGACAUGCAGGUUCUGGAGGAGGUCUUGCAGGAGGAAAAUUAGAGAAGGAGAUCCGACGAACUGCUGGAUGCGGUGUCAAGUUUGUUGGUGCUGAAUGGAUAUUAGAAAGCCUAAAGUCCGGGAAGAGACUUCCCGAGGCACGCUUCUCGAAUACCAAGAUGGCACCAAAGGCACAAGGGAGUGUCUAUAGUCUCUUCUCGAGACAGUCGAGUGCACACUCUCCUAAGAGCUGA